CCAGACUAGGCACACAAUAUGUGUUGGCUCGCAAAAAGGAGGCAGUAUUCUUAAAAUCAUGUAAUGUAAUGAGUGAGAGGUUAAACAUAUUACCGUUGGAUUAGAAAAUACUCGAUCGGACACAACAUGUCCAAACCUGGAGAAAGAAAUAGGUUAAAUGAAGAUCACGGCAGAAAGCAGAGUUCAAGUUUGGCGAACGGCAUGGACAACAGCCAUCCUGUUUGCAGUUCGGGAGAGAAACGAAGUCACCACUGGAGAAGUUACAAGUUGAUUAUUGACCCAGCUUUGAAAAAGGGAUCGCACAAACUGUAUCGCUACGAUGGACAACACUUUAGCAUGCCCAAUCCCGGUAUGGCACCAGUGGACAUGGUCAGAGACCCGAGAAUCGGUCGUCUCUGGAGUAAAUACAAGGAGACAGAUCUCCCGGUUCCGAAAUUCAAGGUCGACGAAUGUUACAUUGGUCGCGUGCCUCCAAAGGAGGUGACAUUCGCGAGGCUGAACGACAAUAUUAGAGAGGGAUUUCUUACCGACAUGUGCAAAAAGUACGGAGAAAUCGAAGAAGUGGAAAUUUUAUACAACCCAAAGAACAAAAAACAUUUGGGGAUCGCAAAAGUUGUAUUCGGAACUGUAAAAGCGGCAAAGGAUGCAGUCCAAAACCUGCACAACACUUCUGUUAUGGGUAACAUCAUACACGCGGAGCUGGAUCCGAAAGGUGAAAAUCGCCUUCGGUACGUGCAGCGCCUCAUCAACGGGAGUUUUACUCCCCUUACGCUUCCAGUGGGCGAGGAGGCUACGGAGCCCUCACCGCGCAGCAUAGCCGAAACCCUCUUGGGACCCGAGCCUCUCCGGAGACUGUCCGAAGGCAGCUCCACGGCGGUCGGCGGCCCCCCCACCCCAGGCAGCAUCACCACCCCCCUCUCCCUGGACACGGCUUACUCCAGCAUAAGGCAGGACACGCCGCAGUCCCAGGGAACCCCGCACACCCCGCGCCAGUCCGGCACCCCGUUCUCUCAGGACUCCAGCUACUCCAGCAGGCAGACCACGCCGGCGUACCAGCCCAACCGCGCCGAAGGCACGGGGGGCUACAAGUCACGGCGGCACGAGACGAAAUUCCAGGACGCCUACAACCGCCGGCCGGAGAGGCACUACGUUCACGGCACGGGCGGGUCGUACCGCGGCGGCACCGCCGCCGAGCAGCAAGCCUCUUUCAAGCAGCACCAACCGCCCGAACCCCCGUCGCCUGCGUUCGCUCACACCCCGCCUCCCCCUGCCGUCAGCUCGGGCUUCAAAUCCGCCUUCUCUCCCUAUCAGGCGCCCAUGCCCCCCGCGUACCCUCACGCCGAACCGCCUUUCCACCAGCCAGCGCAGAGGGAGUCCGACUUCAGGAGGACCCCUCACGCCCCUCCUCCCUCCACCGCUGACUUUAUGCCCGUCAGGGAGCGGCCCGAAACCCCGCCGAUCCCGGAACCUCCUCCCGUACCGGAGAGCCACCCCGCCACGCCCCCGCCGUGCACGCCUGAGCCCUGCCCGUCCCCGGGCACGCCCACCCAGGAGCUGGAGCGCAACAGCCUGGACUCCCGCAUAGAGAUGCUCCUGAAGGAGAAACGGACCAAGCUGCCAUUCCUGCACGAGCGAGGAGACUCGGACAGCGAGGUGCGCAUGGAAGGGAGCCCGAUCUCCUCCUCCUCCUCCCAGCUUUCGCCGAUCCCUCCGUACACGGGCGGGGCGCAGCCCAGCCAGCGGCCGUCACGACCAUCCAGCACCGGUCUAGAGGACAUAAGCCCCACGCCGCUGCCUGACUCCGACGACGAUGAGCCUGUCCCCGGAACGGCCUCCCAGCUGCUCAACUCCCAGUCCAGCUCACCAUCUAACGCCCACAACAGGUGCAACGCCGGAGACCACGCCGGAGACCGGACACCAACGGACAAUAUGGACCUGAGCCAUCAGUCCUCCGGCGAAGACAUGGAGAUCUCCGACGAUGAGAUGCCAGGCUCGCCCAUCGCCGGCGGAGACUGCGCCAAGGGCAUUGUCGUGAACUCCGCCGUCUCCCCCAUGCACCCCCAGACCAUUCCCAUACCCCCGCCCGGGUUCCCUCCUCUGCCUCCCCAAGCCGGUUUCCCCCUGCCGCCCCCUCACCUGCCCUCCGUGCCCGGGCCGCCACCGCCGCACCUGACCGCGCCGCCGGGAGUGCCGCCCCACCCCAUGCUGCCUCCGCUGCCCCCCUACCCCCCUGGGAUGCUGCCCAUCAUGCCCAUGGACAUAAUGAGCUGCCUGCCUCAGUGGGGCAGCGUCCACAUGUCUUUCCAGAUGCAGACUCAGAUGUUGAGUCGGAUGGCACAGAGCCAGCGACCGUACCCUUACCCCCACUUCAUGAGCGGGGCGGGGGCGGGCACCGGAUCCGGGGCCAUGCAGUUUGCGGGUCCCUACCCGCCGCUGUCGAUGGUCGGCGCCCCGGCCAGCGCCGCAGGGCACGGGCAACCCUGGCCGCUUCCCAGCAUGCCUAAGUUCAACCCCUCGGUGCCCCCUCCGGGGUACGAAACCCAGAAGGAGGACCCGCACAAAGCAACCGUCGACGGGGUGCUUAUGGUCAUCGUCAAGGAGCUCAAGGCCAUAAUGAAGAGGGACCUCAACCGCAAGAUGGUGGAGGUGGUGGCCUUCCGGGCCUUCGACGAAUGGUGGGACAAAAAAGAGCGAUCUGCAAAGGCAUCUCUGACGCCAGUAAAGGCAGGAGAAGGGAAGGAUGAAGAGCGGCCCAAGCCCAAAGAGACCAUGGCCUCCAGCCUUCUGGAGAACUGGAACAAGGGCGAGGGACUGGGCUAUGAGGGCAUGGGCCUGGGGAUUGGUCUACGUGGUGCUAUCCGGUUACCAUCAUUUAAGGUAAAGAGGAAGGAACCCCCUGAUCCCACUACCACCAGUGACAACAAGAGGGUGCGGCCGUCCACACCAGUGGAUGACGAGCUGGAGGAUGAAGAGUCUGAAAGGGAUCGAGACAUGGCAGACCUCCCCUCCGAUGGGUCCAGAAUGGACGGAGAUGGGUCCUCUGGCCGACGACGCCACGCCAGGCCUCUGGAGCUGGACAGUGAGGGAGAGGAGGAGGAAACCUCUGGCAAGGAGGAGUCGUCACUGUCUGAUCGGGAGGAGCCUGAUGAGGAGGCCUCAGAGAGGUUGUCCUCGGCCAAGGAGGUUGAGGAGGAUGAAGAAGACAAGGACGAAAGCAACUCAGAGUCCAGUGAGAGUGAAUCGUCCGAGUCUUCCGACGAGGAAAGUGCCAGUUCAUCAUCCUCUACAGCAGACUCGGAUUCCUCAGGGAGUGAAAGCUCUUCCGACUACGAAUCAAGUUCCGAGGAGGAAGAGGACGAAGAAGAGGAAGAGGAAGAUGAAGUUGCUGUGGAAAUGGAGGAAGAGGAAAAGGAUGAAGUCAAGACCUCAUCAUCUUCUUCCUCAUCAUCAUCAUCUUCAUCUUCCGACGAGGAGGAGGAAGCUGAGGCAAAGGCACCAAGCACCUCCCCAACGUUAGAAGAGCCUGCUGUUCUGGCCGCGCAAGAGGGAGUUGAGAAUCUGGAGAGCCAUUGCCGACCCCUGCUGGAGAAGGGUGCCACAGCGGGCUCAAUCAAACGUUCCACAGAGGACCUGCGGCCCCCUUCGCCGAAAGGAGUGCCAGUUGACGAGCCUGAGAUCGAUUUGGAGGUCAGCAUCCAAGUGCCCAAAACCGAGACCCUCGAGGACGUGGAAAACCUUCGGCCCCCGACCCCGACUGGCUCUUUUGCCGACAGCGACUCAGAUACCCGGCCCAGGAUCCACACCGAGGAAGAGGAGCUUCCGCGCACCCCUGGGCGAGAAGCCUCAGUUCCCAGUGAGUCUGAAGCCUCUGUUUCGAGGUCUCUCCCUGUGUCCUCCAUGCUCCUCCCCCUUCCCCCGAACCCUGCCCUGGAGGUCCGCUCGCUUUUGCCGCCCUCAGGGCCUAUGCCAGACGUGCCCACGCGGGCACGGCUGCCUACCGACGAAGACAUCCCACGGACUCCCGGAAGAGACCUGAUGGACAGACCCCGCGGGUUGGGCAAGUCUCAAAGUACAGAGACUGUGCCCAUCACGCCAGGCAGUGAGACGCCACUAACAGGUAACAGCUUGGCCCUAAGCUCCCCUCACAUCCCUGGCAGCCCUUUCUCCUAUCCUGCGCAGUCUCCCGUUCUCAGUGCUGGCAUUCCUAGGACUCCGGGGAGAGACCUGACCUUUACCCCAGUGUUUCCUGACCCUGCUAACCUUGCCGCAAGUCUCCCUAUUCACAGGAAGGGCUCGUCCGAGAGCCUGGACGAGAAAUCCAUCUUCAAAGAGCCUCAACUUGCUUCUCCCCAGGCCACCUUGCUGAACCAAGCUGCUUCUUCCCCCUUCCCUAUUCAUCCCCAGCCUGCUGCUUCGCUCCAGGAGUCGGCGCAGAUCUCCUACCCUGACUCUGUGGAGAGCAACACAGUCAGUGUGCCAAAAGACCUACCUGUCCCAUUGAUAGACCUUCCUGUACCUUUAGAUGCUACUCCGACCAAGAGGAAGCCAGGGCGGCCCAAGUCUAAAAAGACGCCGGUUGCCGUUCCUCCUCAAGAAGCCCAAGAGCCUCCAAUGGCCACCACAAUGGUAGCUUCCUUACCACCUGAACUCCCAGUCAAAGCCUUGUUUACUGACUCUUCAGCAGGUUCUCUUGGUGGAGCUGUUGGAGACCCUGCGGUCGUCAGCCUGGACUUCAGGGAAGAGGAGGCGGAGGGGGCGCAGACGGUGGUUCCCACGGUGAUCCCGGAGACGGAAGACAGGCUCUUCCUGGACGAGGAGCCGGUGCAGAAGACGCGGAGGCAGAGAAGAAACUGGGAGGAGCUGCUGCUGGCUAUGCACUCCCCCGUGGCCUCCUCACCCCGUCCCUGCUUCAUGCCCCGCUCCGAGUUCGAGGAGAUGACCAUCCUGUACGACAUCUGGAACGAGGGAAUUGACGAGGAGGACAUCCAUUACCUGAGGAUAACUUAUGACAAGAUGCUCCAGCAGGACAAUGGCAACGACUGGCUCAAUGACACUCUCUGGGUUCACCAUCCUCCCACCAACAUGAUCGUUCCCGGGGUGAAGAGAAAACGACGGGAAGAUGGCAUGCGCGACCACGUGACUGGCUGUGCCCGCAGCGAGGGGUACUACAAGAUCGAUAAGAAGGACAAAAUCAAAUAUCUCAACAGCACACGACUCUUGUCGGAAGAGCUCCCCGGGGACACACAGGGAAUGAGUAUUCCAGCACAGCCCCAUGCAUCCACUAGAGCAGGCUCAGAGCGACGUUCAGAACAGCGCCGCCUGCUGUCCUCUUUCAGCUGUGACAGCGACCUGCUCAAAUUCAACCAGCUCAAGUUCCGUAAGAAGAAGAUCCGAUUCUGUAAGAGUCAGAUCCAUGACUGGGGUCUGUUCGCCAUGGAGCCCAUUGCUGCUGAUGAGAUGGUCAUUGAAUAUGUGGGACAGAACAUCAGACAGGUCAUUGCGGACAUGCGUGAGAAGCGAUACGAGGAAGAAGGCAUCGGCAGCAGCUACAUGUUCCGUGUGGAUCAUGACACCAUCAUAGAUGCCACCAAAUGUGGCAACUUCGCCCGUUUUAUCAACCAUAGUUGCAAUCCAAACUGUUAUGCCAAGGUCAUAACAGUGGAGUCCCAGAAAAAGAUUGUCAUCUAUUCACGGCAGCCCAUCAACGUAAACGAAGAGAUCACUUACGAUUACAAAUUCCCAAUCGAGGACGAGAAGAUCCCGUGCUUGUGUGGGGCAGAAAACUGCAGAGGAACCUUAAACUAGCCCAAACUGGGGGAGGUGAGAGGUCUCUCUAAGCAAUGUACCCCCCAAAGUCGUGGCACAGUCGGACAAGGGCAGAUGCCAACACUGAA
Chanos chanos (milkfish) is the source of this 5894-nucleotide messenger RNA. It is a transcript of the gene setd1ba, whose product is annotated as SET domain containing 1B, histone lysine methyltransferase a. The transcript is spliced from 18 exons. Gene Ontology annotation, cellular component: Set1C/COMPASS complex. NCBI's taxonomy places the organism in Eukaryota, Metazoa, Chordata, Actinopteri, Gonorynchiformes, Chanidae. Gene Ontology annotation, molecular function: histone H3K4 methyltransferase activity; protein binding; RNA binding. The record is from RefSeq and is a predicted model, not a curated record. Bases 127 to 5805 code for a protein of 1892 amino acids.